This is a messenger RNA of Gasterosteus aculeatus aculeatus (three-spined stickleback), 3596 nucleotides long. It is a transcript of the gene letm2, whose product is annotated as leucine zipper-EF-hand containing transmembrane protein 2. NCBI's taxonomy places the organism in Eukaryota, Metazoa, Chordata, Actinopteri, Perciformes, Gasterosteidae. Gene Ontology annotation, biological process: intracellular monoatomic cation homeostasis. The record is from RefSeq and is a predicted model, not a curated record. Gene Ontology annotation, cellular component: mitochondrial inner membrane. Gene Ontology annotation, molecular function: ribosome binding.
ACACAACAUUCACGCAUGUACACUGUGACCUUUCAGUGCAGCUGCCUGAGAAGGCUGCACUUGGCGAGUGGACGACGUGGAGCCGAAACACGACGACUGACGGUGUAAACACACCGUAAAUGGGUUUAUGAACACCUCAGCCCUUACUCUCGUCACUCCCGUUUACCUCGACCGACUGUUGUGGAUGGAUCACUAUUAUUUACGUCUCACCGAGAAGCCUUCCAACGCCCAGUCAGCAGCGGCAGCCAUAGCUCCGUCUUUGACGCUGGAGAGCAGUGAAACGUGUCCCCGCCAUGGCAGCCUUUAGUCACCAGAUGCUCCUCGCAGUCACAAGAUCCAGGGGAUCCUAUUUGUUAUCCAAGAGGAACAGCUGCUCCUCUCUGUCUUCCAAAGCCUAUCUCCACGUAGAGCCACCUCCUUGCCAGGUCUCGUCUCCGCAGCCACUCAGACACUCGCACUACGGCUCCCCGCACUGUUAUCGAGGUCGCGCCAUCGACCGCGGCCAAAACCCGCUGCCGCUCGUCCGAUCUCUGCACAGUUCAGGCGUUUGGCUCCAAGAAAUAAAGCAGGAGGACACUAAAACCGCCACCCAGGAUGCUUCCCCGGAAGCUAAAAAGUCCCAACCUCCGUCGGCUGCCAGUCCAACGCCCACCAGCGCCGCCACCACCACCUCCACCACACUGGCAGCCGUCCCGCCGGUGCAGGAGAGGACAGUCGUGAAAAAGGCUCUCCAUCAGAAGAUAGUGGAUGAGUUGAAGCACUACUACAACGGCUUCCGGUUGCUCGGCAUCGACAUCAAGAUCGCGGGCAGGAUGGUGUGGAGGCUGCUGCACGGACAGCUGCUCACACGCAGGGAGAGGAGACGGCUGUUACGGACCUGCGCUGACCUCUUCCGCCUGGUGCCCUUCACGGUGUUCAUCAUCGUUCCUUUCAUGGAGUUCCUUCUACCCGUCUUCCUGAAACUCUUCCCAGAGAUGCUGCCCUCCACCUUCGAGACGGAGUCCAAAAAGGAGGAGAAGCAGAAGAAAGGCCUGGCAGCCAAGCUGGAGCUGGCCAAGUUCCUCCAAGAGACCAUCGCCGAGAUGGCCCGACGGAACAAAGCCAAAGCUCUAACGGAAGACGAGACGCAGCGCUUCUCCACAUACGUUCAGAAGGUCCGCGGCACCGGCGAGCAGCCCACCACGAAGGACAUCGUGCGGUUCUCCAAGCUGUUUGAGGACGAGCUGACGCUGGAGCACCUGGAGCGCCCCCAGCUGGUGGCCCUGUGCAAACUGCUGGAGCUGCAGCCCAUCGGCACGAACAACCUGCUGCGCUUCCAGCUGAUGAUGCAGCUCCGAACCAUCAAGGCAGACGACGAGAUGAUCGCAGCGGAGGGCGUGGCAGCUCUCAGCGUGUCAGAAUUACAGGCCGCGUGUCGUAGUCGAGGGAUGAGGUCUUUGGGUCUCACCACCGACCAGCUGCACCAGCAGAUUCAGCAGUGGCUGGACCUGCACCUGAAGGAGAACGUCCCUCCAUCGCUGCUGCUGCUCUCCAGAGCCAUGUACCUGACGGACCUCCAACCAAAACCUCCAGUCAUCCCGCCCGUUCCCAAGCUGGAGAAGUCUCAUCCUCCAGCGGAGAACGUCACCGCAAACACAACCUCGGUCAGCCCGGACCUGUUGGCCGACCCCGCGCUCAUCAUCAAGGACAGACCGGUGGAGGAGAUGAGAGACAAGGCUCCGGUGGUGUCGGACCAACCUCUGACUCCUGCCGAAGUCCUUCAGGCUAAAGCCGCAACCGAGCUGUCCCAGAAGAGCAAGAUGAGCGCCAACGGUGUUUAAAGCGGAGCAGGACACUCUGGACCGGGGAGAGAGAGAGAGAGCGCAUUCACUCAGACCGGCUCCAUUUCAGUGGACCUGUGUUAUUUUUAAAACACCGUCUCGUCGGGCACAGAGGCCAGUUGGUCUGCGUGCCGCCCUUUAAGCUCUCCUGCUUUCACACUCCGUUCUCUGCCCGUCUCCGUCAGAGCUGGACGAAAACCAGCACCCCCCCCCCCCGCCCCCCUCCACACCUUCCCAAAACCGCAAACGGCAGAGCAGUCUGUCCCCUCACAGUCUAGACGGUCAAGUCCUGUAAAUUUGUAAAUUUCCUGUAUAUUUGCGCGUCGCAGCGGCUCUGUACAUUUUGCUGCAAAAGUCCUCGUCUCUCUUAUCUGGGCACCGUUUCGCUCCUGUUCGUGUCAAGAGAGAAGUCAUCCUUUUUGUUUUGUUUUUAUGUGGGGGGGUAUUAAAAGAAUAUGUUGCUGGACUUUUUGGUUCAGUAGCUGUGUGUGCCCCCCCCCCCUCCCCUUCCAGCAGGGUGACAUAACGUAGCUGCUCGCUGUUGCAUUUAACUAUGAGAGAGGUCACUCCCUAAAGUCAGAGGCGACUGUGGUAAAGUGCACCUUAAACCACUGAACGGACUGUGUAAAAAAAAUAAAAUUCAAAUAAAAGUGCAGAUUUUAUUUGCAUAGAAAGUAUAUAUUCUGUUUUAACACUAUGAUACUAGGAUUCCUUUAAAGAGAAAUACUUGAUGUUGUCAAUUGAGAUAUAUUAUUAAUAUGGGGAGCAGCUUUAAUCCUCAAGCCACAUGUGAGACAAAUAUUAUUUUUGGAGUAUUUUGGCUGCAGAAGUCUUACAUUAAUUUGCCCUGCUAAAUGCUGUAUUGGGAAGGUUUAUCACAUCGUUGUGUAUUUCUCAAAAACAUGGUUGUAUGUGCUGGACAGUGAAGACUUUCCAUCCCUCUUUUUACAUUGUUGGAGUAACUUUCCGUCUCCAUAUUUUUCCCUCUUUGCUUUUAUCCAGAGGCACGUCCCACAAGGCGAUGCCGUAAGUGGAAGGAUAUUUUUCAACAAAAGAAAUGAUAAUAUUGGUUUUUACAUAUGUGCCUGAGGUUGAAUGGCAAUUGUUUGCAGUUUAUCAUAUUUUCUAUAUUGUGCAAUUGUCAGUUUUUGAUUGGUCAGUCACCUCUGUGUGUUUAAAGCGCCCAGGUAAACUUUUUCCUUCAGUGGAAUGUCUCCCUUUUUCCUCCCCCAUUUGAUCCAAGUAUCAAUCCAAAUUAAUAAUCAUGGUCAACUCUUGAUAACCGAUGAAAAAGCAAUCAGCUUUUCAUUCAGUUCUGCACAAAGAAAUUAAAUUAAUCACAACCGGGUCAUAUCUGGUUUGUGCUCUGCUAUAUAACAACCAGGCGGUAAUAUUAACAGCAUUUAAUUUUAUAAAAGAAAAAGGUCUCUGAGGUUCAACAACACCUGUCAUUGAGCUUUUGAGACAGACUCAUCAUAAAUGUGCUGUUGCUCAGGGUUUCUUGGAGUUUCUGAUGUUGACGACUGGCACCGCCUGGUUCGAGAUUCCUACUGUGCCUCCGAAAACCCUGCAACUGAAAAACACAUGGUUGUACUUUUCUGUCUGUUAUUUGAAAGAGAACGUAUCAUUCUGCAUCCACAGUAACAUCCACCCACAGAUAUAUAUAUUUUUUUUUUUAAGUACCGCUGUCCAGUUCCACCUCACCUUGAAUGGAAUGUAUGCAUCACCUGACCAGGGCAAAAAAUACAUUUACAAAAUUAAAUUCAUCAAACCCUC